GUUACUAGCAGGGCUGGAGGCGGGGGCCGGGCUCCCACUGGGCUCGUGCGUUCUGCGCCCGCCGCGGCGGUGCAGAGCCCGCUGGCUCCCGAUUGUCCUCUGCGGCGGUGGCGGUCGCUGCCUCCUUGCCUUGGGGCCCGGGGCUGCAGGGGCCAGAGCGAGUGCGCCUCCUGCCCGCCGACCGCGGCUGCCCAGAGCAGAAACGCUUACAAAAUAUACAGAUCUUGGUAGACAACGUGGCUGCAGGCUGUUGAAUUGGAAUUCCCUGUGGCUGUCUGAGGGCAGGGUGUCUGGAGAGCCGUCGGCUGACCUGUUCCUACACCUUGCAUCAUGCCAGCUUUGUCAACAGGAUCUGGGAGUGACACCGGUCUGUAUGAGCUGUUGGCUGCUCUGCCAGCCCAGCUGCAGCCACAUGUGGAUAGCCAGGAAGACCUGACCUUCCUCUGGGAUAUGUUUGGUGAAAAAAGCCUGCAUUCAUUGGUAAAGAUUCAUGAAAAACUACACUACUAUGAGAAGCAGAGUCCGGUGCCCAUUCUCCAUGGUGCGGCAGCCUUGGCCGAUGACCUGGCCGAAGAGCUUCAGAACAAGCCAUUAAACAGUGAGAUCAGAGAGCUGUUGAAACUACUGUCAAAACCCAGUGUGAAGGCUUUGCUCUCUGUACAUGAUACUGUGGCUCAGAAGAAUUACGACCCUGUGUUGCCUCCUAUGCCUGAAGAUAUUGAUGAUGAGGAAGACUCAGUAAAAAUAAUCCGUCUGGUCAAAAAUAGAGAACCACUGGGAGCUACCAUUAAGAAGGAUGAGCAGACUGGGGCAAUCACUGUGGCCAGAAUCAUGAGAGGAGGAGCUGCAGAUAGAAGUGGUCUUAUUCACGUUGGUGAUGAACUUAGGGAAGUGAACGGGAUACCAGUGGAGGAUAAAAGGCCUGAGGAAAUAAUACAGAUUUUGGCUCAGUCUCAGGGAGCAAUUACAUUUAAGAUUAUACCCGGCAUCAAAGAGGAGACACCAUCAAAAGAAGGCAAGAUGUUUAUCAAAGCCCUCUUUGACUAUAAUCCUAAUGAGGAUAAGGCAAUUCCAUGUAAGGAAGCUGGGCUUUCUUUCAAAAAGGGAGAUAUUCUUCAGAUUAUGAGCCAAGAUGAUGCAACUUGGUGGCAAGCAAAACACGAAGGUGAUGCCAACCCCAGGGCAGGCUUGAUCCCCUCAAAGCAUUUCCAGGAAAGGAGACUGGCUCUGAGACGACCAGAAAUAUUGGUUCAGCCCCUGAAAGUUUCCAACAGGAAAUCAUCUGGUUUUAGAAGAAGUUUUCGUCUUAGUAGAAAAGAUAAGAAAACAAAUAAGUCCAUGUAUGAAUGCAAGAAGAGUGAUCAGUACGACACAGCUGACGUGCCCACGUAUGAAGAAGUGACACCGUAUCGGCGACAAACUAAUGAGAAAUACAGACUCGUUGUCUUGGUUGGUCCUGUGGGAGUAGGGCUGAAUGAACUGAAACGAAAGCUGCUGAUCAGUGACACCCAGCACUAUGGCGUGACAGUGCCCCAUACUACCAGAGCAAGAAGAAGCCAGGAGAGUGAUGGUGUUGAAUACAUUUUCAUUUCCAAGCAUUUGUUUGAGACAGAUGUACAAAAUAACAAGUUUAUUGAAUAUGGAGAAUAUAAAAACAACUAUUACGGCACAAGCAUAGACUCAGUUCGGUCUGUCCUUGCUAAAAACAAAGUUUGUUUGUUGGAUGUUCAGCCUCAUACAGUGAAGCAUUUAAGGACACUAGAAUUUAAGCCCUAUGUGAUAUUUAUAAAGCCUCCAUCAAUAGAGCGUUUGAGAGAAACAAGAAAAAAUGCAAAGAUUAUUUCAAGCAGAGAUGACCAAGGUGCUGCAAAGCCCUUCACAGAAGAAGAUUUUCAAGAAAUGAUUAAAUCUGCACAGAUAAUGGAAAGUCAAUAUGGUCAUCUUUUUGACAAAAUUAUAAUAAAUGAUGACCUCACCAUGGCAUUCAAUGAGCUCAAAACAACUUUUGACAAAUUAGAGACAGAGACCCAUUGGGUACCAGUGAGCUGGUUACAUUCAUAACUAAGAGAAAUUUCCAUAAUCGUCUUUUUUUAUAGAGUGCAUGAUGAAAUCAGUUACUGUUUUGGUAGUAGGGUUUUUAAAUCUAUAUCACUGUCAUAGAUGUACAAUCUUGAUUCAAGUUGAAUGCUGGUUUUGUUUGUACAUUUUUACAGCCUUAUUUCAAACACCAUGUGUGAGUAUAAGAUCGGAAAUCAAAAUGUGCACGGUACUGUAUUCUAAGCAAAACCUCCAACUUUCUGGUUGUCUUUAAUACAGCUCUAUCUCCAAGAUGAGGCUGAAAUUUUCAGAGAGACCUGGCUAGAGGCUUAGUAUGUAUUGGAAUUCAGCGCUUCUGCUGGUCUCCGGUGUGGCUGCUGCCGUUGAGUUUGAAUGUUAGCUGUUGAAGGUAUCAAUUCAGCAGCCAUGAGCAGCUUCAGACAGACAGGUCAGCUUUGCUGUUUCUGGGUGGAUCAUCACAGAUUUAGCCGGGCAGGCAGUAAGGCGUCCUCCUACUAUUCAAAAAGUAUAGACUUUUUCUUACAUAUUCACGAUAUGUUCACAGUGUGUGCAUUUUAAAAUAAUUCUUAAAGGAGUAACUGAAAUUUUACCUUGAGUGAAUGACCUUCAUAAUAUAGCUUGAGGAGUCCUUUUGAGUACCUGUCAGUGACUCAACAAACAUUUAAUAAGGGAAAGUAGACUUUAAACAGUUAUUGUAUAUGUAACUAAAAGCCUUUCCUUGUGGGAUUAAUAUUAGAAUGGUAGUCUUGUGGCAAGAAAUGAUUACAAAGGAUAUUUUUAUUUGUAAAUCCCCAGAAGACAAUUUAUGAAGUCACCCAAAAUGUUAUUUUAGCUGGUUUUGGAUUUUUCCAAUAAAUUAGAAGGAUUUCUAUUCUAAAACAUGUAAAACAUGUUUUACGUAUUACUGAUACAAUUAAAGAUUAUUUUUCAUCUAUGUGCAAUAGAUCACCCCUCUCUUUAAAUUGCUCUGAGAUAUAUUUUAGAAAACUUUUCAUGUGAUGUUAUUUCUUUGUCAUCAAAAUGAUUGUUCACACUGUCCAGACACCAUCCUAACCUUGCUCUUGUUAAAGAAGUUUAAGAAAGACUCUCAUAUUGUAAAUAUUUAGAUAGGGUCUCUCACUUUUCUUUGAUACUACUGAUUUUCAGCAAGUGAAUUAUAUAGUUCAAAAUGCUAGAAAUGUCUAUACGUUCUAUAAGAGAAAGCAUAUCCUGCCAUUCUUGCAUGCAGUGAAGCCCUGCCAGUCGAAAAUCAUUGCAUCUGUGACUUCCAAAGAGGAAAAAAAAAUGUUAUUUUUUGUUGAUUUGUAAAGAGAGUUUAAAUGUCAUGUGAAAAAAAUAGAAUGUAGUAAAAUUUUAUAUAUUUAUGAAAUAUUUGAAAGGCAUAUUUUUUUAAAUAUCAAACGGGGCUAUUCAUAAAAUAAAUUGAUUGUAUGUCAAGA
This is a messenger RNA of Rhinopithecus roxellana (golden snub-nosed monkey), 3497 nucleotides long. It is a transcript of the gene MPP7, whose product is annotated as membrane palmitoylated protein 7. Lineage: Eukaryota; Metazoa; Chordata; Mammalia; Primates; Cercopithecidae. The coding region runs from base 331 to 2061 and encodes 576 amino acids. Gene Ontology annotation, cellular component: cell-cell junction; plasma membrane. The record is from RefSeq and is a predicted model, not a curated record. The transcript is spliced from 17 exons. Gene Ontology annotation, biological process: protein localization to adherens junction. Gene Ontology annotation, molecular function: protein binding.